CGCAACAGACGAUACACCAUCCCAAGGUCUCGGUUUCCUCUCCGGUUUGGUUUCAUCGUCGAUCGAAACCCUCUCCCACUCGAAACCCCUGCGGCGAUCUGCAGCGCAUCCAAUGGCGUUGGACGGCCAAAAGAAGGUAACCCUGUUGAGCUCGGACGGGGAGGGGUUCGAGGUCGAUGAGGCGGCGGCUGUGCAGUCGCAGACCAUCCGCCACAUGAUCGAGGACGGCUGCGCCCAUAGCAACAUUCCUCUCCCCAAUGUCACCUCUCAGAUACUCGCCAAGGUGAUCGAGUACUGCAACAAGCGCGUCGACGCUUACGGCAGCACCGGCCAAGAUGGCGCCGCCGAGGGCGUGGAGGACGAAGGGUUCAAGGCCUGGGAAGCGGAGUUCGUGAACGUCGACCAGCCUACCCUCUUCGACCUCAUCCUGGCAGCAAACUAUCUGGACAUCAAACCGUUGCUAGAUCUGACUUGCCAAAGUGUUGCCGAUAUGAUUAAGGGCAAAACUCCAGCAGAAAUUCGCAGGUCUUUCAAUAUAAAGAAUGACUUUACACCUGAAGAAGAAGAAGAGAUCCGCAGAGAGAACCAGUGGGCCUUUGAGUGAUGUAAGGCCACUAUAAAAUCUGUCACUAUUUCCCACUUAGUUCGACUUGAUGUUUGCAACUCGAGAAACAUCAAUUUGUGGUUGGAGAUGAAUAGUUGCAAUUAGUGGACGUCAAUCUGUGGCAGCCACUUAGUUCUUAUGGCUGGACAGUAAUUGCAAUUUGUGACCUUCUUCCUGUUUGUAGUUGGAGAUGAAUAUGUGAAACUAGUAGGCAAUGCUUUUCUCGGUAAA
Zingiber officinale is the source of this 835-nucleotide messenger RNA. Its product is annotated as SKP1-like protein 1A. Gene Ontology annotation, cellular component: cytoplasm; nucleus. Gene Ontology annotation, molecular function: cullin family protein binding. Gene Ontology annotation, biological process: SCF-dependent proteasomal ubiquitin-dependent protein catabolic process. The record is from RefSeq and is a predicted model, not a curated record. Lineage: Eukaryota; Viridiplantae; Streptophyta; Magnoliopsida; Zingiberales; Zingiberaceae. The transcript is spliced from 2 exons. The coding region runs from base 113 to 604 and encodes 163 amino acids.